Molecule: messenger RNA, 2556 nt
Organism: Anolis sagrei ordinatus
Lineage: Eukaryota; Metazoa; Chordata; Lepidosauria; Squamata; Anolidae
Gene: OSBPL10
Product: oxysterol binding protein like 10
Cellular component (GO): membrane; cytosol; intracellular membrane-bounded organelle
Molecular function (GO): cholesterol binding
Source: RefSeq, a predicted model, not a curated record
UCUCAUUGCGAAGGAGGGUCGUCCCUUUCCCUUUGGCCCUCCGGGAAGCAAAGGAGGAGGAGGAGAUCCGCAAGGCAGAGGGCGGCGGGGUGGGUCUGAGCCGGACGUCGAGGAGAGCAGAGAAGGAGGCAGGGGAGGCGGUGGCGGGUCUCUCCUUUUUCCCUCCUUUGCGGAUGAGUCAGGUAUUUCUCCCCCGAGCUCCAUGGAGAAGGCGCAGAGCAGCGUCGGCGCGGAGGGGAACAACAACAACAGCGGAGGAGGAGGAGGAGGCAGCAACAGCAGCAGCCGGAGCAGCAGCCGGGCCCCUUCCGCGGGAUCCUCUCCGUCCUCUUCGGCCGGGAGAGGGCUGCCCAACCGGAGGGCCGAGGGAGGAGGAGGAGGCGGGAGUGGGAGCAGCCCCGGUUCGGCUGCAGCCAGCCCGGGGGCCAGGAGGACGGAGCCGGCGCUGGAGGGCAGCCUCAGCAAAUACACCAACCUGCUCCAGGGCUGGCAGAGCCGGUACUUCAUGCUGGAUUUUGAAACUGGAAUUUUACAGUAUUUUGUGAAUGAACAAAGUAAAAACCAGAAGCCACGAGGGGUGCUGUCCUUAGCUGGGGCUAUAGUUUCCCUCAGUGAUGAAGCCCCGAACAUGUUGGUGGUAUACUCGGCUAAUGGAGAAAUGUAUAAACUGAGAGCUAGUGAUACAAAGGAGAGGCAAUACUGGGUGACUCAGCUGCGAUCUUGUGCCAAGUACCAUACAGAAAAUAAUUUAAAGAGCACUCCAACCUCACGAAUGAAAAGCUUAUCUCUGUUGCCUCUUGGAACAAUCAACUCCACAUCUCCCAGUUUUCAGAAAAACCUGAACCAGAGUGGGCCACCCGUUGUCACCAUUACACAUCACAAAUCGCCUGCAGCAGCACGAAGAGCCAAGAACCAGUGCCCUGGCCAGCUUCAUGAAGUCAGAGAGAUCAUGAGCCAAGUGGAGGGACAACAAAAGAACCUUGUGCAAGCCAUUGAAUCCCUCCCAGGUUCUGGUCCUCUUUCUGCCUUGGAUCAAGACUUACUGCUAUUAAAAGCUACCUCUGCCGCCGCCCUCUGCUGCCUUGGAGAAUGCCUGCAUUUGCUACAACAGAGCAUAAACCAAGUGAGCCCGCAUAGUAACAGGACAUUGCCUUCAGAAAACAUUCUAGGAUGGCAUGGCCCAAAGUCAAAUUCCACAGAGCCACUGAAAAAUGGUGCUCUUAGUUCUUUGACAGCCUCCAGUACCAAUCUGACAUGGUCGAUAGUACCAGGUACAGCACAGAAUGAACAAAUGCAGACAACUGAAGAGUGUUCAGCUUGUGAAUUGGUCUUGGUUGAAGAUGAGAUGACAGACACUGAAGAUAAUGAAGAGGAUGAGUUAGGAGUCAGAGAUGAGCAACGGAGCAUAAUUAUUCAUCUUAUCUCACAACUCAAACUUGGAAUGGACCUCACAAGGGUAGUCCUUCCAACAUUUAUUUUGGAGAAGAGGUCCCUUUUGGAGAUGUAUGCCAACUUCUUGGCCCACCCAGACAUGCUUCUGUCGGUUUCAUCUGGAGCAACUCCAGAGGAGAGAAUAAUUUCCUUUGUGGAAUAUUACCUAACUUCUUUUCAUGAAGGUAGAAAAGGAGCAGUUGCCAAGAAGCCCUACAAUCCAAUUAUUGGGGAAACUUUUCAUUGCUCUUGGGAUGUGCCUAAAGACAAAGUGAAACCGUUUAGAACUACCAGUGCCUCUCCAGGACCUAAGGGUCCGGCUUCAUCUGAAUACUACAAACUGAGAUUUGUGGCUGAACAAGUAUCCCAUCACCCACCAGUAUCUUCCUUUUACUGCGAGUGCAAGGAGAAGAAGAUGUGUGCAAAUGUUCAUGUAUGGACUAAAAGCAAGUUCAUGGGGAUGUCAGUAGGUGUUUCUAUGGUAGGUGAAGGAGUUCUUCAUGUCAUGGAGCAUGGGGAGGAGUAUGUGUUCACGCUGCCUUGUGCCUAUGCGCGCUCUAUACUUACUAUUCCAUGGGUGGAGCUUGGAGGGAAAGUCAACAUUCAUUGUGCCAAGACUGGCUACUCAGCUAUUGUCACGUUCCACACCAAACCUUUCUAUGGGGGAAAAGUGCACAGGGUUACAGCAGAGGUGAAGCAUAACUCAACCAACACCAUUGUGUGUAAGGCACAAGGAGAAUGGAAUGGCAUACUAGAAUUUACCUACAGCAAUGGGGAAACCAAAAUAAUUGAUACUACCAAGCUACCCAUAAUUCACAAGAAGAUCAGACCAACAGCAAAACAAGGACCAUUUGAGUCGAGGCAUCUCUGGCAAAAAGUCACCAAUGCCUUGAAGGAAGGCAACAUUAAUUUAGCUACAGACCAUAAGCGUUUCCUUGAGGAGAGACAGCGAGUAGAGGAGAGGCAGCGAGCCGCAAGCAAUACACCCUGGAAGCCAAAAUAUUUUAUCAAAGAGGGUGAUGGGUGGAUAUACUUUGAUCCCCUCUGGAAGACUCGUUGAUAAAAGUCACCUGGACUCAUAAGAAGCCUGUUUUCUAAAGGCAUUAAAAAGAUGCACUAUUUAAA